CAGUGCUGCUCAUGCACAUGCCUGCUGAGCAAGCCUUCUGGUGUCUUGUGCAAAUCUGUGAGAAAUACUUGCCUGGCUACUACAGUGCUGGGUUGGAAGCUAUUCAGCUGGACGGAGAUAUUUUUUUCUCUCUUCUGAGGAGAGUUUGUCCCAUGGCUUACCGUCACCUGAAGAAAUUUAAGAUCGACCCCAUCUUGUACAUGACAGAGUGGUUUAUGUGCAUUUUCUCCCGUACGCUGCCUUGGUCUUGUGUCCUGCGUGUCUGGGACAUGUUCUUCUGUGAAG
Messenger RNA from Sinocyclocheilus anshuiensis, 285 nucleotides. RefSeq names its product TBC1 domain family member 10A-like. The annotation marks the transcript as partial. The record is from RefSeq and is a predicted model, not a curated record. Gene Ontology annotation, molecular function: small GTPase binding; GTPase activator activity. NCBI's taxonomy places the organism in Eukaryota, Metazoa, Chordata, Actinopteri, Cypriniformes, Cyprinidae. The transcript has 3 exons. Gene Ontology annotation, biological process: regulation of GTPase activity.